Messenger RNA from Panonychus citri (citrus red mite), 1943 nucleotides. RefSeq names its product organic cation transporter protein-like. Gene Ontology annotation, biological process: transmembrane transport. The transcript has 6 exons. Gene Ontology annotation, molecular function: transmembrane transporter activity. Lineage: Eukaryota; Metazoa; Arthropoda; Arachnida; Trombidiformes; Tetranychidae. Gene Ontology annotation, cellular component: membrane. The record is from RefSeq and is a predicted model, not a curated record. The coding region runs from base 260 to 1762 and encodes 500 amino acids.
CCAGUUCAUGUCCAUCGUGAUUUAGUUAAUUAAGUCCAGUCAGAGAGGAGAGAGAGAGGGAGAUAUUGAGAGAGAUUGAGAAUAAGAUUUGGAAGAUUCUUUGAUUAUCAUUGGAAAGUUAAUUACGUUGGAGAAAAGAAAAAAUCUCAACAUUGAUUUAGUUUCUUUUGUUGAAGGAUUUUCGUUGUUUUUUUUCUGUGGUCAUUUCGUUUUAUGUGAUCAGCUGAUUGUUAAUCACUAAUUGGAAAAGUUAAUCAACAUGAAAAUUGAGCAGAUCCAACAUAUUACCGAUGUCAUUGGUCAUUGGGGGAAAUGGCAAAGUAACAUUUUCUUUUUUUAUCUGACCACUUCCGUUUACUCCGCUUUCCAUAAUCUUGGUUUAUCUUUAAUGGCCCCGAGGGUUGAUUUUACCUGUGCCACUGCGAUUCAAAAGAAUUUGACUGACCAUUGUUACGCUGAUUUAGCAAAAACAAUUCCUUGUACCAAAUGGAUUUACGCUGAAACUUUUUUAGUCAAAACAAUUAUCUCUGAGUGGGAUUUGGUCUGUGAUCGAGCUUGGCUUGUAUCGAUUACUCAAUCGCUCUACAUGUGUGGUAUGACCAUUUCCGCUUUACUUUGUGGUCACUUUUCCGAUAAAUAUGGUAGACUUCCGGUUCUUUGGACAGCAGUGGUCACCGAAAUUGUUGCCGGACUUUCCUGUGCUUUCUCAAUCUCCAUCUAUCAAUAUAUGAUUUCCCGUUUUGUCCUUGCAAUCGGAGCCUAUGGAAGGUAUUUAACUGGCUUCAUGUUGGUCAUUGAAACGACUGGACCCGAAUAUCGAGCAACCAUGGGAAUCGUUUGUAGAUUUGGUUGGGCUUUGGGUUGUUUCAUAUUACCGGGAAUCGUUUGGUUGUUUGACAAUUGGCGACACGCACAAUUAGCGUUCACUUUACCUGAAAUUUUAUGGAUCAUCUGGUUAUGUCGCAUUCCUGAAUCUCCUCGGUGGCAGUUUGCUAUUGGUAAUACACAGAAAGCUCAAGAAGAAUUGAGAAGAGCCGCUGAACUUAAUAAACGUCGAUUAACCGGAAUCGAGGAUAAAUUGGAAGAGCUUAGAGAUAGAUUUGAAAAGGAAAAUUCGGGUGAAGGUGCAGAUCGAAAAGCUAAUUUCUUUGAUCUCUGGAAAACACCUAAUCUACGUAAGAACACAAUUAUCUUAAUUGUCGCUUGGUUCACAACGGGCUACGUUUAUUACGGUUUAUCCUUGAACAUUGGUGAUCUUGGUGGUAAUUUGUUGACCAAUUUUGCUAUAGCGGGUUUACUUGAAUUCCCGUCGUUUGGGUUAAGUUUGUAUGCGCUAAAAAAAUCGGGUCGUCGUUCGGUACAAUUUUGUAUCAUGUUUGCCGCUGGAAUCGGUUCAUUCAUCGCAAUUCCUUUCUAUUUCAUGCCAAUCAAAACAACAGCGAUUAACAUUGCCCUUGGAAUGUUGGUUAAAUUUUGUAUCUCCAUUUCUUAUUACACCAUUUACAUUUAUUCAGCUGAAGUUUAUCCAACUCUUGUCAGGCAAGUGGGUGUUGGUUGUAAUUCUGGUUUCUCAAGAUUAGGAUCAACUUUGGCUCCAUUCGUCAAAGAAUUGAGUCAUUAUACUCAUAUAACGGUUUCAUUUGCGACUUUUGGAAUCAUCUCAACGCUCAGUGCAUUUCUUGUACUUUUACUCCCAGAGACCAGAGGGAAGGAGAUUCCGGACACGUUGUUGGAAGCUGAAAAGAUCAGCCGAAAGUCUUGAUAAUCUUGUAGAGGAAGAAGGAAACAAUUAACAUGGGAUAAGGAAAAUAAUACAUGAUAGAUUAAAUAAUUACAAUGUUAUCGAUAACACAACUAAACUACACUGAUUGUUGGGUUGAUUGUUCUUGUUAUUGAUUAAACACUUGCAAAUUUCAAUAAAAAUAAACAAGUUUCUAUCAAAA